UCCGAUCCGCGCUCAGUUUAGUUCAGUUCGUGGCCCGAGAUGGUCGCAUGAGAGCCGUUUCCACUCCGUCGCGAAGUUGUGCUGAAGAUACACGCGAGACCGCCGAAACGAGCAGUGCGCCCUCCCUUUUUCGUUUCUUUAUGAUUUUGCCAGUGUUUUUUGUUGUGGAUGUGUUUGUAUUCAGUGCGACGGAUUUUGUUUGAUUUUUGAUUUUGUGUUCGUUUUGGUUGCUUGAAAUGGCGCUGUUCUGGCGGUCGGUCCUAACCCUGGCUACCAUCACCUCUUGCAUGGCCAUUUUUAUUGGCGGAGAGCAGGAUGUAGGAAGUCCCCUAAGGGUCGCACAAUGCAGAGCUACUUGUCUUGAAAGGUUCUCCAACGACGGCCCUAACGGGGAGUCCAUGUGUCUGCAGGGACCUGAUUGCUUCAUGUGUUGGGAAAACUGCGAGCUGUUGCAGUCCAACUUCCAAGUUUGGGGUGCCAUGUGCGAAGAGAAGGAGAUAUGUUUCCCCGGCUGCCAGGAAGCCUGCAGAUUCCACGCGGAAGCCUCCACGCAGGUCCAGCAGACGCAACCGGUCAUCCACACCAAAGGGGAGGGCGUGAUCCAAGUGUCUGGAGCCUUGGCGCGGUGGCCGCGACCCUCCUCCGUCGAGUCCAAGACCCCGUUAGUGUACGUGGUGAUGAUCAAAAGCCAAGGCGGCGUCUGGCGGCAGAUCAUCCAGACGCUGGAUCUCACCACUCGGGUGCCCCUCAAUACCGAUAAGCGCGGAGCCAUGCUGCGUGUGCUCGUGGUCCACCCGCAAGGCCUAGUGACGAUUUACAGCCCCGACGAGGCCAGUUUUCGGGAGAACAAGAAGAAAAAGAAGACCGUCAAUACGGAAAUCAAGGCGACGACCAGCAAAAGCACGACGACCGACGCCGACGCCCCCUGGGUGUUGCGGGAGGUGUCCCUCAUCCAUCAGAAAGUUUUGGUGAUUGGGGAGAUCGCCUGGGAACCGAAAGCCAGUCGCGGCGUUUACUUGGUGACUUGGGAAGUGGACGGGGGCGGCCUGAAAGGGAACUUGUUCACCGACUCGACUUGUGUCACUUUGUCCCUCUGGCCCGAUACAGUCUAUCACAUACAAGUUGAACUCGUCUCGCGCAUCCCCGGAGUUGAAAAUCUCAAGUCCGAAAUGAUGGACCUGGACACGGGCCGCGCCCAGAAAGUCUCCACGGAGAGCCAAGAGGACCUCAACUUGAUGUCCGCCGAGAUCCCGGAGGACAUCGACUUCAAGUCACCGCUGCUGUCGGUGCUGGUGAGCGCGUUCCAGGGCGAGAACGUCAAGCCCAAGUGGUACAGCAGCGACGCCAUGUGGGGCGCCGGCCUCGCCGUUCUCCUCUUCGCCGUGGUACUCGGCGUGGCCUUCUGGAGGUGUCGGAGGAGGUACGGCAACGCCAUAGAUAACAUGAUCACCGGCUCGACGUCGAUCCGGAGCCACAAGCUCGUUGAAGACUUCACCGGAUACACAGGCUUCCAACCAAUAAUAUCUGUGAUGUCUGCGGACGAGACCAAAUACGGCAACUGUGAGACGCCGGAAGUCACAUUCCAGGGUGCCCACAACAGCAAUUUUUUAAGUGAAUCGGAAAAGACUGCACGACACGAAGUUCAAGUGUGACGACAUAGUUGUGACGCAAUCAAAACAACUCGCGCCAAACAGGAUGAUUAAAAAAAGUUCCUAAGUUUUAUGUGAAAGAGUGAAAUUUUGACUAGUGUUAACGCGAGUGAAAGCACCGGGACUCUUAAAAAAUGAUUAUAAGUGUAUAUGUGUAUAAAAACUAGUCUAAAUUCGAACAUUUUACUCGCCAAUAAUGUCGAAAGUGCAAGUUUGUUUGCUUGAGACUGUUCUUGUGAAACCAAUUUGAUUUAGUUCUACUGCGCAAGACAAGACGAAGCAAUUUUCAAAGUUAUGUAGAUUCGAAAGAGAGAACGACUGUGUUAUUUUUUUAUUAAGGAUUUUUAGUUAAUUUAUUUGCAGACUUUUAACGCCUAGACUUUUGUACAUAAAUUUAUCCCAAUUUUAGGACGUCCAAAAACCGUGAAGAACUUAAGACCUGUAAAUUGCUGAUAAUCUUAUUGGAAACUCAAUAAUGUAUUUGUCAAUAUUUGGACAGUAGCUGAGUAGUUAUUGUUGGUUAGUUAGCUUCAUACAUCAGAUGUGCUCUUUGUCUCGUAUUUUACGACCGGGCCUCGUCGUGCUCGAGAUUUUUACAUCUAUCCCGGCCCUGAUUCGCUUAAUCGACCUAAUAUUCCAAAGCUAUAAAAUUAUAAUUUCAUGAAUAUUUUAAGCUCGAGCCCAUCGACGUCCGCAUCUAACCGAUCAUUAAAUUAAUUUCGUUGUAAAUACUUUAUUGUAUUAUAAUUAUCUAUUAUAUAUCAUAUAAGUUAUUUUUCUAUUAAACAUGGUCUUAGUCAGUUCCAUGGCUAAAUGUAAAUAUAAUUAUUAUAAUUAUUAUCAGUGGAA
This is a messenger RNA of Zophobas morio, 2498 nucleotides long. RefSeq lists its product as uncharacterized. Lineage: Eukaryota; Metazoa; Arthropoda; Insecta; Coleoptera; Tenebrionidae. Bases 237 to 1652 code for a protein of 471 amino acids. The record is from RefSeq and is a predicted model, not a curated record. The transcript has 5 exons.